AUGGAGACCCAGGAGGGCUACGGCAGCGCCCCGCCCCAACACCACCGUGGCCCCAAGCGUCCCGACACGCUUGUUUAUGUCUGCUCCCAGUAUGCCCGGGGGGUGUUCGCCAUCUUUGGGCUGUACGACAAGCGCUCGGUGAACACGCUGACGUCGUUCUGCGGCGCGCUGCACAUCAGCCUCAUCACGCCCAGCUUCCCCACCGAGGGCGAGGCCCAGUUCACCCUGCAGCUGCGGCCCUCCAUCCGGGGGGCCCUGCUGUCCCUGCUGGACCACUACGACUGGAGCCGCUUCGUGUUCCUCUACGACACCGACAGAGGAUACGCUAUACUGCAAGCUAUUAUGGAGAGAGCAGGACAGAAUGGCUGGCAGGUGAGCGCUAUCUGUGUGGAGAGCUUCAACGAGGCGGCCUACCGGCGACUGCUCGAGGACCUGGACAGACGGCAGGAGAGGAAGUACGUCAUUGACCUGGAACCCGAGCGGCUGCAGAGCAUCCUGGAGCAGGCUGUCAGUGUGGGAAAACACGUGAAAGGUUAUCACUACAUUGUCGCCAACCUGGGCUUUAAGGACAUAUCUCUGGAGAGGUUUAUGCAUGGUGGAGCCAACGUGACCGGGUUUCAGUUGGUGGACUUCAGCAGGCCAAUGGUUAUUAAGCUGAUGCAGCGCUGGAACAAGCUGGACCAGAGGGAGUACCCAGGGUCUGACAGCCCCCCAAAAUACACCUCCUCUCUCACCUAUGACGGUGUGUUGGUGAUGAGCGAGGCCUUCCGAAACCUGCGGCGCCAAAAGAUAGACAUCAGCCGGCGUGGCAACGCAGGCGACUGCCUGGCCAACCCGGCCGCCCCCUGGAACCAGGGCAUCGACAUGGAGCGUACGCUCAAACAGGUGCGGAUUCAGGGCAUGACGGGGAACAUUCAGUUCGACCACUUCGGCCGCAGGGUCAACUACACCAUGGACGUGUUCGAGCUCAAGAGCAAUGGCCCACGCAAGAUUGGCUACUGGAAUGACAUUGACAAGCUGGUGUUGGUCCAAAAUGAGAACCCUCUGUCCAAUGACAGCUCGGCAAUGGAGAACCGGACCGUGGUCGUGACGACCAUCAUGGAAGGGCCCUAUGUGAUGCUGAAGAAGAACUGGGAGAUGUACGAGGGCAACGACCAGUUCGAGGGCUACUGCGUGGACCUGGCCCAGGAGAUCGCCAAGCACAUCGGCAUCAAGUACAAGAUCUCCAUCGUCCCCGACGGCAAGUACGGUGCCCGGGACCCCGAGACCAAGAUCUGGAACGGGAUGGUGGGAGAGCUGGUCUACGGGAAGGCAGAGAUAGCGGUGGCCCCACUGACCAUCACCCUGGUGCGCGAGGAGGUGAUCGACUUCUCCAAGCCCUUCAUGUCCCUGGGCAUCUCCAUCAUGAUCAAGAAGCCCCAGAAGUCCAAGCCAGGGGUCUUCUCCUUCCUGGACCCCCUGGCCUAUGAGAUCUGGAUGUGCAUCGUGUUCGCCUACAUCGGCGUCAGUGUGGUGCUGUUUCUGGUGAGCCGCUUUAGCCCCUACGAGUGGCACGCCGAGGAGCCGGAGGAGGGGGCCCCUGAGCAGGGCCCUAACGACCAGCCGCCCAACGAGUUUGGCAUCUUCAACUCCCUGUGGUUCUCCCUGGGGGCCUUCAUGCAACAAGGCUGUGAUAUCUCACCGCGGUCCCUGUCUGGCCGCAUCGUGGGGGGCGUGUGGUGGUUCUUCACCCUCAUCAUCAUCUCCUCCUACACGGCCAACCUGGCGGCCUUCCUCACCGUGGAGCGAAUGGUGUCCCCCAUCGAGAGCGCCGAGGACCUGGCCAAGCAGACGGAGAUCGCCUACGGCACGCUGGACUCCGGCUCCACCAAGGAGUUCUUUAGACGGUCCAAGAUUGCCGUGUAUGAGAAGAUGUGGUCCUACAUGAAGUCUGCGGAGCCCACGGUGUUCACCAAGACCACGGCGGAGGGGGUGGCGCGCGUUCGCAAGUCCAAGGGGAAGUACGCCUUCCUCCUGGAGUCCACCAUGAACGAGUACACGGAGCAGCGCAAGCCCUGCGACACCAUGAAAGUGGGCGGCAACCUGGACUCCAAGGGCUACGGGAUAGCCACGCCCAAGGGCUCACAGUUAAGAAACGCGGUCAACCUGGCCGUGCUUAAGCUCAACGAGCAGGGCCUCUUGGACAAAUUGAAAAACAAGUGGUGGUAUGACAAAGGAGAGUGUGGCAGCGGGGGAGGGGAUUCCAAGGACAAGUCCUCUCAGGCCCUGAGCCUGUCCAACGUGGCGGGGGUCUUCUACAUCCUGGUGGGCGGCCUGGGCCUCGCCAUGCUGGUGGCGCUGGUCGAGUUCUGCUACAAGUCGCGGGCCGAGGCCAAGCGCAUGAAGCUGACUUUUUCGGAAGCCAUGCGCAACAAGGCCCGUCUCUCGAUCACAGGAAGCGUGGGGGAGAAUGGGCGUGUCCUGACGCCGGACUGCCCCAAGGCUGUGCAUGUUGGCCACGCCUCCCUCCGACACCAGGGCCUUGCGGUUGUCUCCUCUGGCCUGCCCUGA
Messenger RNA from Gadus chalcogrammus (walleye pollock), 2550 nucleotides. It is a transcript of the gene gria4a, whose product is annotated as glutamate receptor, ionotropic, AMPA 4a. The coding region runs from base 1 to 2550 and encodes 849 amino acids. Gene Ontology annotation, molecular function: transmitter-gated monoatomic ion channel activity involved in regulation of postsynaptic membrane potential; AMPA glutamate receptor activity. The record is from RefSeq and is a predicted model, not a curated record. Gene Ontology annotation, biological process: monoatomic ion transport; synaptic transmission, glutamatergic; modulation of chemical synaptic transmission. The transcript is spliced from 17 exons. Gene Ontology annotation, cellular component: dendritic spine; postsynaptic membrane; plasma membrane. NCBI's taxonomy places the organism in Eukaryota, Metazoa, Chordata, Actinopteri, Gadiformes, Gadidae.